This is a messenger RNA of Arachis stenosperma, 1026 nucleotides long. Its product is annotated as meiotic recombination protein DMC1 homolog. Gene Ontology annotation, cellular component: nucleus; condensed nuclear chromosome. The transcript is spliced from 14 exons. Gene Ontology annotation, molecular function: single-stranded DNA binding; ATP hydrolysis activity; double-stranded DNA binding. Gene Ontology annotation, biological process: DNA repair; DNA strand invasion; reciprocal meiotic recombination. The coding region runs from base 19 to 1026 and encodes 335 amino acids. Lineage: Eukaryota; Viridiplantae; Streptophyta; Magnoliopsida; Fabales; Fabaceae. The record is from RefSeq and is a predicted model, not a curated record.
UUCCUUCACCAAACCAAAAUGCUUGCUGCGCUCAAAGCUGAAGAAUCGAGCGGCCAGUUGCAGCUCGUGGAACGCGAAGACGUUGAAGACGAUGAUGACCUCUUCGAAGCCAUCGAUAAACUGAUCUCUCAAGGAAUCAACGCUGGAGAUGUGAAGAAGCUUCAGGACGCAGGGAUCUAUACUUGCAAUGGGUUGAUGAUGCACACAAAGAAGAACUUGACUGGAAUCAAAGGCUUAUCUGAGGCUAAGGUCGAUAAGAUCUGUGAAGCCGCUGAGAAGCUUGUGAAUUUUGGUUAUAUUACUGGAAGUGAUGUGCUGCUCAAAAGAAAAUCUGUGAUCCGAAUUACAACAGGAAGCCAAGCGCUUGAUGAAUUGCUAGGAGGCGGAAUCGAGACAUCGUCAAUUACGGAAGCAUUUGGAGAAUUCCGUUCUGGGAAAACGCAGCUUGCACAUACUCUCUGCGUUUCAACUCAGCUUCCAACAAGUAUGCGGGGAGGCAAUGGAAAAGUUGCUUACAUUGACACAGAAGGAACUUUCCGACCUGACCGAAUUGUCCCGAUAGCUGAGAGAUUUGGCAUGGAUCCUGCCGCUGUUCUGGACAAUAUUAUAUAUGCUCGUGCCUACACUUACGAGCAUCAGUAUAACCUUCUCCUUGGUUUGGCUGCUAAAAUGUCCGAAGAACCAUUCAGACUUCUGAUAGUGGAUUCAGUCAUUGCUCUGUUUCGAGUGGACUUUUCAGGAAGAGGAGAGCUGGCAGAGCGCCAGCAAAGACUGGCACAGAUGCUUUCUCGAUUAGUAAAGAUAGCUGAGGAAUUCAAUGUUGCAGUUUAUAUGACAAAUCAAGUUAUAGCCGAUCCGGGAGGUGGAGUGUUUGUAACUGAUCCGAAGAAACCAGCCGGUGGGCAUGUGCUGGCCCAUGCAGCCACAAUAAGGCUGAUGUUCAGGAAAGGGAAAGGGGAACAACGCGUUUGCAAAGUGUUUGACGCCCCAAACCUUCCAGAGGCAGAAGCCAUAUCCUUUACCUGA